Pseudozyma hubeiensis SY62 is the source of this 324-nucleotide messenger RNA. RefSeq lists its product as hypothetical. The transcript has a single exon. Bases 1 to 324 code for a protein of 107 amino acids. NCBI's taxonomy places the organism in Eukaryota, Fungi, Basidiomycota, Ustilaginomycetes, Ustilaginales, Ustilaginaceae. The record is from RefSeq and is a predicted model, not a curated record.
AUGUGCGCGAAACUCCGCUUUGUCGCUAGACCAUUCCUGGGAAUUGGACGCCACAUUCGCGUCGCUGUCUCUCAACCAUGCCGUUUCACGUUCGAGCCGUGGAGCGAAAAGAAUCACAGAGUACGUCAGAGCAAAUUUUGCAUGCACACCAAGAUGAGCGGCGUCGAUCUCAAAGAGAAUAAGAACAAGCGUCCAGCAAGAUCCCGGAACGGGACAAACACGACGCCGAGUUGCGACACUUUCACAUACGUCCCUGUGGCGCCUCACGAGGUGUUUGAGAGACGGCAUGUGACGCACAUGGUCCUACAACGAACCGAAGAUUGA